CGUCCAUUAUUAUCUUUUCAAAUGCCAUUUCAAUUCCGGCGUCCUUCACUCGGACCCAACAUAAAUCCAGAAUGAAGAGCAAUCAAUUGAAUGUGAAGAUAUUAAUCAUCGGAACGAGAAAUGCCGGAAAGUCGAGUAUAGCAAAUUUCUUAGCCGAUAUGAGUCUGGAAGUGCCGGAUUCAAUGAGACCGACGGAUUCACUCCGGAUUUUGGAAUACGAUCUGCACGAUGUGGAUGUUAAUGGGACUAAGAGUAAUGUGGACGUGCAGUUAUGGGACACGAGCGGAAACGAGAAAUGCGUUUCGUUUUGGCCGUUUUGGAGGAAAAACGCCGACGGCGUCGUCUUUGCGUAUUCAAAUGAGGACGAAGAUUACGGAAAGAAACUGGAUUACAUGCACAAUUACUUCGUCAGUCAGCAGGGCCUCAGCUUAAGGGCAUGUUUAGUUUGCACACUGAACUCUCCAGCGGAUAAUUCGGCGAAAUUACCUCAGGUCUUCAAUAAAAUCUCUCAGAUCAACGUCAACCUGGAAAACAACGCCGAAAAGUUUCGACAAGAGUUUGCCAAGUACAUUGUCUCCGUAGCUAACAACCUCACCAAUAAAUAAACAAGUUUUCGCAAAGUUCAAUAUUCUCUGUAAACUACAACUAUACGAUAUAACUGUUUUUA
Molecule: messenger RNA, 667 nt
Organism: Nicrophorus vespilloides
Lineage: Eukaryota; Metazoa; Arthropoda; Insecta; Coleoptera; Silphidae
Product: intraflagellar transport protein 22 homolog
Exons: 4
Coding region: 72-605 (177 amino acids)
Source: RefSeq, a predicted model, not a curated record